Portunus trituberculatus (swimming crab) is the source of this 637-nucleotide messenger RNA. RefSeq lists its product as uncharacterized. The transcript has 5 exons. Lineage: Eukaryota; Metazoa; Arthropoda; Malacostraca; Decapoda; Portunidae. The record is from RefSeq and is a predicted model, not a curated record. Bases 1 to 576 code for a protein of 191 amino acids.
AUGUGGAGGCGUGGGGGCGGCCGGGGGGUGGGCGGGGGCCUCUUCAACCUUACCACCGCCCAUUAUGAUAACACAACGCGGGCCUCGCCUCCCACCCCCGGCAGGAGGAAGGCCGCUCACAGCCAGGCGGGAGGAGGGCGAGGCGAGUUUUUUGACGCUUCUCCGACCAAGUUAAUGUGUCCAGGAAGAAACAGACACACAAUAGUAGGCACACAGCAGUACACGCACACACACACGCACACUAGUCCUGAUGUGUCCGCCUUCGUCACCGCUGCCAUCACCGUGGAGGCGCGCAGGUCCUCCAUCACACUCGGGCACACAGGAUGCACCCACCCAGCUUCCAUCGGAAAGAAAGCUCUCAACGGGGUUACAAACAGCAGACAGCGACAGCAUCAGCACCGCCAGGCCUCAGUGAACUAUCUCAAGCUGGCAAGCAACUCCAGUCACGCCUAUUCCCGGCACGCCCAUCCCUCGCCUCUCCUCACUGCCGGGGCGGAAGCCAGAGGAGACCAGCGCGAUACGACACACUCCAGGACAAUGAGGGACGAGACACAGCGUUCCUGCUGGUGGCGCUGACGGUGGUUGUUGUGGUGGUGGUAGUGGUGGGAUGAAAGUGAGGUGGAGAUUAACACACACA